AGGCGAAAAUAAUCAGUUUUAUUUUUGGUAAAAUAUUUCAUUUCAACGCCGAAGUUCGUAGAGUAAACUUGUGCUAGCAAUGAGCUCUAUCAACGGUCCAAAAAUGUUUCCUACGAAAGGCAAUAAUGAUUAUAUGAAUGAAAUGAAUCGUUUGUUCCCUCGGAACGCAGAAAAUGAUGUCUACCAGUUUCCUCCCACAAUGCCGAGCCAAAAUUUCUCAUCACCGUUCCGGCAGUCAACACCAGUCAACCACUCUUCAAGCUCUGCUGACUCCCUGUCACCAGACUCCUUUCCAGACAUGUCACACCGUUCAGACACUGACAGACCAGCAUUUGACACUCCAUACAUAGUCAGACACCAAAGACCGAUCAUUGGACGUAAAAUAUUUGACAAGCCGGAACCACCAACGGUGAGGCAAAUCAUGAAAAUGAAUGAACAUGACGUAGAAUUCCCUAAUACAAUAUGGCAGCCAGAUGAUCACCAUUUAUUCCCACCAACACCCCCAAGUAUUGGUACAGAGCAGAAGAGUUAUACUCAAAACGUCUUCUAUGAGCUAUUUCCAGCAGAAAAGAGGGAAUUCGAGUUCAAGCCACCAGCUUCUACCCUGUCUCCUAUAUCAAACUAUAGCCAAGCUUCGCCAAGGUUUUCACCAACAUUACCAAGUACACCAAAAUCUGUAUACGUUGGGCCAACACAUAUGCAGCCAACAUUGCCAUUUAAGCUGCCAAGACAGCCAAACUUUAGGCCAACUUCUUCGAGAGACCAGGAGAUGAUUAAACCGAAGAUGUGUACCUUUUGUCGCAAGAAUGGGGAGACUCCAACUGUGUAUAUGACUCAUAAUGUAAGGGAAAAUGUUGACAAUAAGAAUAUUGUGUCCUGUCCAAUUUUGAGGUCACAUGUUUGCUCUAUUUGUGGAGCUUUUGGAGAUAAUGCUCAUACCAUCACAUACUGCCCGGUGCUUCGCAGCAACAAUAAUGGCCGACCACUACAGUCUACCACUAUAACUCUCAAAAAUACAAGGAUUAAAAGCAAUGGUAGGAGAAGGUAUUAAUUUAUUUACUAUUUUCAUAUACAUAUAAUUUUAACUACUUCACUGUCCACGAUGCAGACACAAUGGUUAAACAAUUGGUGUGUGUCACAUAUAACUCAUAGGAUUGGAGGGAAUUUAUUAAAUUUUAUUACUUUGACAAAGAGAUUAUUGUUAUUAAAAUAUGAAAAUGAUGCCAAGUUCUAUGUGCCUUUAUUAUAAUACAAAAAAAUAUAUUGUGAAACAUUAUAAUUAUUCAAAAUGUGUGACACUAAUGACUAAUUUGAUAUCAUUAUUUCAUUAGAAAGGUAGACAGCUGUUAAACAGCUACAAAAGAUUACAUAAUAUAGUUAGUAAUUUUGUUUCUUAACUUAAAAACAAGAAAUGCAUGACCCCCUAGAUUUUUCAAAUUCUCUGAAUUGUUGUUAUUGUUAGCUCAAAUAUCCAGAUGGUCAUACUAUUUUGUUAUUCCAUUACAAGUACCUACAUUAACUUGUAGGUACAUCUUAUGAUCUCAUUCAGUAUAGGUGACAAAUACUUUUAAAAGUUUUGUUCAAAAACCAAUAAUUAGUUUUGAAAGUAUUUUUUAGUUGUUAAUAAGACUAAUUUAGAAAAGACUUAGAAUUUCAACCUACUUUUAAUUGACUGAUCUCAUAAAAAUUGUCUCCUAAGAUUUCUAUCAUUAAUAAGUAUAAGUUAUUUCAAUGACUGACUAAAAAUAAUUAUAAUUAUAUAAUCAAUAACAACAUGGUUAUUACAAACUAGAUUCUCUUAAAAAGAGAUUAUUUUGGCUAUGAGCCUGUAAAACUUGGUUGUCUCUUACAAUUCUUUCUAAAAUCGUGUAUUUCUUUCCCAAGUCAUGUUACAAGCUUAACUUUUUGAUAUCACAAUUUUGAUUUUAUAACUUGUACUUAUAUUUAGUGUUUUUAUAACUUGACAAUUAACAUUAAAAUAAUCACUGAUCAUAAUUUGAUGUUAACAUAAGUAGUUAUUUUGUAGUAGUUUAUGAAACUGUUUCCUUUGAAAGUAGUAGUAUUUUUUUUUUUGUUCUCAAAUUAUUUAGCUGUUUUGAAUAAUACUUAUUAGUGCUAUACAUAUUUAAUUUCUGUAUUGAUAUGAUUGACGAUUAUUCUACCAUCAUUAAAAAUCGUGUUUUGCUUAUACUUUUUGACUGCUUUACGCAAAUUUUUAAUCUCUAUAAUAUCAUGUUUUUUUCUUAAUAUUUUGACUGACUUGAUGACUGAUUUAUAAAUACUGACUGACCUAUUAAAAAGGUAAAAUCACGGAGUAAGGAAUUAGCGGAGAUGUCAUAAUGCUAGUAGGUCAGGCGCCUUCUUCUAGCUCAAAUACCUAUGGUGGGCAUUAGGUACUAAAAAGAUCGGUUACUAGUGAACAAAUGAAGCGUUUUGUUUCUGAGACAUUUGUCAACAAUUUUUCGUAUUA
This is a messenger RNA of Helicoverpa zea (corn earworm), 2470 nucleotides long. RefSeq lists its product as uncharacterized. Gene Ontology annotation, biological process: oogenesis; negative regulation of translation. The transcript has 4 exons. The record is from RefSeq and is a predicted model, not a curated record. NCBI's taxonomy places the organism in Eukaryota, Metazoa, Arthropoda, Insecta, Lepidoptera, Noctuidae. Gene Ontology annotation, molecular function: mRNA binding; zinc ion binding. Gene Ontology annotation, cellular component: perinuclear region of cytoplasm. The coding region runs from base 80 to 1051 and encodes 323 amino acids.